This is a messenger RNA of Enterobius vermicularis (human pinworm), 1470 nucleotides long. NCBI's taxonomy places the organism in Eukaryota, Metazoa, Nematoda, Chromadorea, Rhabditida, Oxyuridae. The record is from the annotation of a GenBank genome assembly.
AUGGCAAAAAAGACGGCUGAAGAAGCUGAGGUCGAAGAUAUCUCAAAAGGUCGGUAUGGAACCUACGACUUGAUAAUGUCUUCCGAAGAGAAAGAUCUGCCAUUUAUUGACGUUAGCAAGCUGAAUACCUCAUUAGAAGGCAAAGAAGUUUGGGUAAGAGGUCGUCUUCACACAUCCCGUACAAAAGGCAAAACAUGUUUUGUCAUAAUUCGCCAACGGGUUCAUACUGUCCAAGCCAUGGUAUUUGUUGGUGAGCAAAUAAGCAAACAGAUGCUCAAGUUUAUAUCGAAUGUUACAAAGGAAUCGAUUAUUGAUAUCUGUGGAGUAAUACAAGGAGUUGAGAAUAAAAUUGAAAGUUGUACACAAAAAGAUGUUGAGUUACAAGUCACCCAGUUCUUUGUCGUAAGUAUGGCUGAACCUCGUUUGCCACUUCAAAUAGAAGAUGCUUCUCGGCCGCAAGAUGACAGCUCUGGGUUGUCGGUCGUAAACAUCGAUACUAGAUUGGAUAAUAGGGUGUUAGAUUUGCGUACAACGACUAGUCAGGCUAUAUUUCGCAUUGAAGAUGGAGUUUGUGAGCUCUUCAGAGCUUCCUUGAAAAAACGAGGUUUCACUGAAAUCCAUACCCCAAAAAUUAUUUCAGCCGCCAGUGAAGGGGGAGCCAACGUAUUUGAGGUUUCGUACUUCAAAGGCUCUGCUUAUCUUGCCCAGUCCCCGCAACUUUAUAAACAAAUGGCUAUUGCUGGUGAUUUUGAUAAGGUUUUCACAAUAGGAGCCGUUUUUCGAGCUGAGGAUAGCAAUACACAUCGUCAUCUUACUGAGUUCGUCGGACUCGAUGUUGAGAUGGCGUUUAAGUUUAAUUAUCAUGAAGUUGUCAGGACUGUUGCAGGGAUGUUUAUUGACAUUUUUAAAGGGUUAAAAAGGACUUUCCAACACGAAAUAGAGGUGGUUCGUAAACAGUAUCCGGCUGAACCGUUCGAAUUUGUAGAACCAGCGCUUAUUUUGAAUUAUGUGGACGGCGUGGAAAUGUUACGAGCAGAUGGCGUUGAGAUGGGUGAUGAGGAUGACCUUUCAACUCCGGCAGAAAGGAGACUGGGAGAAUUGGUGAAACAAAAGUAUAAAACCGAUUUUUACAUCCUAGAUAAGUAUCCUCUUGCAGUUCGUCCAUUUUAUACCAUGCCGUGUGCUCACAACAAAAAAUAUUCCAACAGUUACGACAUGUUUAUGAGAGGAGAAGAAAUUGUUUCUGGUGCGCAAAGGAUUCACGAUCCUAAUCUUCUCACGGAAAGAGCUUUACAUCAUAAUAUUGACCUCGAAAAGAUACGUUCGUAUAUUGAUGCGUUCAGAUACGGGUGUCCACCGCACGCGGGUGUUGGGAUCGGCUUGGAACGUGUAACUAUGCUAUUUUUGGGCUUGAGCAACGUGCGCCUAACUUCGCUUUUCCCCCGCGAUCCUAAACGAAUUACUCCGUAA